Ruditapes philippinarum (Manila clam) is the source of this 775-nucleotide messenger RNA. RefSeq lists its product as uncharacterized. The record is from RefSeq and is a predicted model, not a curated record. The annotation marks the transcript as partial. Lineage: Eukaryota; Metazoa; Mollusca; Bivalvia; Venerida; Veneridae. The transcript is spliced from 2 exons.
AUUGUUCUAACUUCAGAGACAAAAACAUAUCAUCCUGAUCAGACAAAUGGGAAUUUAAACAAAUGAAAUGGAACCAUCGAAGAGCUGUGAUGUCACUAGAGGGCAUGAACACUACCUUUCUCAUUUAUUAUUACUUGAACAAGCUUCGCCCAUCGCAUUGAAUGCCAUAAUUAAAAGGGAAGAGACAAAAUGUGGAAAAAAUAUUGGUAUUGUGCUAAAUGAGAAUAGAGAUGCGUUUAAAAUCCAGUACGAAACAGAGUUUCUUCAAUUAAUUCAAGAAGAUGAUGUCAAUGACGACAUUGAUACGUGGGACACACUUCAAUUAUGUGCUGUGACAUUAGUUUUGUUUAAAUCUGAUCUAACUGAACCAGAAGUUAAAGCCAUUCAAUGUAUAUAUGAUCAGAGGAAAGAUAUUGAGCAAUACACCGAACGUGCCUCCCUAACAUUCAAUACAUACAACGAGAAACAACAUUUAUUGCACGAUCAAUUGCUCGAGUUGAUAACGCUCAUAGACGACAAAGCUAAUCUUGAGUGUAAACGUAUGAUGUUUUCAUUUGAAUCAAAAUCAAUGAAAUUAAGCGAAACACAGAUAGACCAACUAACACAGACAAAUGAUAUCAAAACUCAUAUCAAAAUUGCAAUUGAUGUAGAUAUCAUUGGCGAAGUGAACCACCAAAAGUUCCAGUCCAAUGGUAGGUAUUUGUGUUACAGUAUGAAUUUAAUUUUAUUCAUAUGGCUAUCUUGUAUCCAAAUACAUUACUUCAUGAACAUGUUU